Molecule: messenger RNA, 4635 nt
Organism: Phytophthora nicotianae INRA-310
Lineage: Eukaryota; Oomycota; Peronosporomycetes; Peronosporales; Peronosporaceae
Exons: 6
Coding region: 1-4635 (1544 amino acids)
Biological process (GO): protein polyubiquitination; proteasome-mediated ubiquitin-dependent protein catabolic process; positive regulation of protein catabolic process
Molecular function (GO): ubiquitin-protein transferase activity
Source: RefSeq, a predicted model, not a curated record
AUGGCGACAGCCAAGCGGGAAUUUGUAGCGAAGAACUUACUCGACCAACGUCACCCGAGGAAAGCUGGUCGACGCAAACCCAAUCAUUCCGCACGAGGUCAUCGCCACCUCGUUAAGCUUUCAGAAGAGGAGUUAUCGCGACGAGAACAAGGUUGGAAUGAUCGCUUCGCAAUCGAUCCACCGCCCAAAUCCAACAAAGUGCCGUCGCCGCCUCACUCUCCUACGUUCAGUACCCCAGCAACACCAUUAAGUAAAGAGUCCAGGAUCCAAAACGAGCGAGCGCAGUAUGGUAAACGUGGUGGAAAGCGCAACCGUGCGCCAAAGAAGCCGUCGAGUGGGAAGCUGGUUCCACUGAGCACUUUGUCAAAGCCCCCACCAGAAGCUGCACAGCCUACCAAAGAAGAAAAGCUGCGAUUUAAGGUUCUGAAAGCCAUCGACGCCCGCGAGACGCUUUUGUAUCAGCUGAGUGCUUUAAUUCUCUGUACUCCCGUGCAAGAAUCACUCUUCAUACCGUCAAGACCUACUGAGCCCCCAACGGUUAACAACGCGGGUAGACAACAAAUGCGGUCGAGAGGAGGGAUGGCUCUAGCACCAGCACCAUUAAGUCGACAUAGUGGCAAUCCUGGUGCAAUGACAAACGCUCGCGAAGCUACGAAGCUAGCUCAGCAACUCGCUACAGAUCUACAGGUUACUGGAAUCCAAUGUGUUGAAGCACUAGUCGAAUGGAUGCUUGAGGCUGGAGCGCAGGCAGAAACUCCUCCACCGUUCUUGUGGCGUGGGAGAAACUAUUUCCUUAAGAUGUUCAAUGAUUUGGAUUUCGCAGAAUCGGAACUGGCGGCAAGAGGAGUCAAUUUGGAUUGCUUUAAGCAACAAAACCCCCUGCUGAUCAGGCCGAAUCAAAAACUAGGUCGAGUACUGGCUGCUCACUCUAUCAUCCUGGAAAUGAUAGAGUUUGCGAAGGAGAUGACGCCAAUGGAGCUACUUGCACUUAGUGGACGAAUGCGCGAUUCUGACCGCGAGGAGACCGAGGCGGACAACGGAAAGACUGACUCCCGGACGAAUUCAACUGCUGGACUGAAUGCAGCAAAUGACAAUAAUGAUCCGACUGUCAACAUUGAGAAAAUGCAGCUGAAUACUAUCAACAAGCAAGCGUUGGAGCGUCACGAUCAUGAAUCUGCAGCGGAUCUUGUCAAUUUGCUCGACGAGAGCUUGGAUUUUACCCGCGAAAGCGCUUCACGUGACGGUGAUACUAAACAAACAGACGCUACAAAUGCGUGUGAAGACGAACACUACAACAGUAAUGAUGCAAGCGAGGAGAAAUCGGCCAGACCAAUGACAGGGAGAAGUUUGACUGAUGCUGUAGACAACAAUUUGGAACCAGACGAUGGAGAUGAACCGUUGGGGAAUGGCGAAGCUGACGGGCCGACAGACAAUCAAUCCGAUUACGGGGACAAUUCUAUGGACGAUAUCGAUAACAAUGACGAACCGUGUGUACCUGAAGCCAGUGCACCACAAUUGAAAUCAGAGAUAUCCGAGUCUCCAACUGAAGACACUGGUGAUAUUGUUGGUCCAGAGCAGAAACACAAUGAUACACCUGCGGAUGAGAUUGUACCGGAUAUUGAACCUGAAGCGUUGGGUACCACCGCUGAACCAGGUCUUGGCACUGAGCAGCAUUCACCUCGGUCAAACACAAGCGACAAUCAACAAGAGAACGACAACAGCUUCGAUGCCAAAGCGGGCGGUCGUAAUGACGAUGGAAUGAGUGAGGCAAGUGAUGAUGUACAGCAAGCAGAAGAUACCCUAGCUGUGAGCGUUAGCGCCGCACCAGAGACUAUCGUAUCUGAUCAAACAGCGCCUCCGGAAAAUUCUACACACGAUGAAGCUAUAAACCGAUCUGCCUCACCUGAAAAAUUAUUAACGAGCCGAACAGAAGAUACUAAUGGCUCGGAGUACGAUAACAGCUUCGAUGAAGAUGUUGACGAAGAGAAGACCAGCACUGAUGUCAAUGCAGAUACCAGAGUGACAAGUCCAUACUCUGCGAUAGCACCAGCAACAAUCGAUAACAUAUCACGUAUCCAAGGUAUGGAGCCAGACAAGCAUCUAGUAGCCUCCGAAAAUGAUCAACCUGUUCCAGAAACCGAUGACCCCCAGGCCAUAUCAAAAAGAUUGGAAAGCGAGCUAAAACGAUGGACGUUUCUCGAAGAUGAAAAUCGACCUACCGAAGUAAACGCGCAGAGUUGUCUGAUGUGGCACAGUACACGAGCAUUGAAAGAGAAUCUCCAGCGACAUUCAUCGAUUAGUGAGUGCAUGGAGGGCUCGAUAAUCUCAAUGCUGGACCAGUACGGGCUUACAGUUCCUGAAACACCCAUGAGGAGUCUUCUGUGGAGUGAUGUGGCGCAAGAGCUCGAUCUAGCAUCACACUUGAUUGAAGAAUGCCAAGUUGUACUGGAUGAUAUCUGUUCUGUCGUCGCGGAAGCCAUUCAAGCUUCCCUUCGGUUGAAAAACUCGCUAGUAUCCGAGAUUGAGAUCCAGGAGGUGCUUGAAACUGCAGAAGCUGUGCGUCUGGAAUAUCAUAACUCGACAUGGGAGUUUGUCAAAAUUGCUUCGAUGCUGCUCGUCUUUCUACUCGGUGCAGAUAACGACGCCUUAGCAUCAUUUAAGGACCGAUCACCAAUCUCUGUAGGACUGAGCCGGCUUGUGAAGGUGUUCUACCCAUACUUGGUUAACCAGCCCCGAGAAGAACUCAGUGACAAUUGGCAUCCAGUAAGCAGUGUUCUUGCAGCAAUGGGACUGUCUACCGACCACCUCUACAUUAUGCUAGACCCGAUGUGUAAGACGAUUCUCCUUGCUGUGAAAUUGUGCAGUUGGUCGAACCAAGAAUCCCAAGAUGAAGGCGAUCUAGCUAUAUUUCCUAAGGUUACUGUCAUCUGUGAUCGCGAAGAUGUAUUACAGUCGAGUGUCGAGUACGUUCGGCGUACGCACUUCUCGUCUGAUAAGGCUAUCUCGAACUUCUCUCUUUUUCCUUUUUACAAGAGUUCGUUCGGUGAAAAGCUUGUGGAUGGAGUAAAAGUUGAAGAAGGUGAAGGAAAGGGCCCUCUGAAGGAAUGGUUUACACUCGUGGGUAGUCAGCUGGCGUCUAAAUGGAAACAAGUACCAUUAAGCAACAUUUUGGCAGACGCAUAUUCGACUCAAGUAACAGCAAGCGGGAACACGAUUACAAUUCCUGGGGCAAGCGAUAUGAUUUGUCCAGGCUUCCAGGUUGAAUGGGAGACGAGCGAAGGAGAAACGAUUCGUCGAGUCAUCAACAAGCGCAUGGAACACGAUAACUUCUUACUAGAUCGAAGUGUGCAAUACCAUUCAUUCGUGGCGUCUCAACUGCGGCUUUCACAGCCCAUUACGGCUAUAUUCGAGUAUGUGCAAGGCUCUGAAAGCUACUGGCUGAACGAGACCACACGUGAUUCACGUGAGAAUCGCAAUGUACUCGUAUUUGUUGGAUGGUUUCUCGCUAGUGCUGUUACGCACUUCAGCUCGAUCCAGCUGAGGAUACACCCGCUAUUCUUUCACUUAUUGCUGAAUCCUCAGCAUUGUGUGACGCUGGAAGAGAUUCAAUCAUUUGACCCACAGUUAUUCACAUCGUUAUCGGGGAUGAAAGACAUGAAGCCGUUAGAUUUUUCACAGUUUCUCAAGUUCGAAGGUGCUCACGAGGGUCUAAGUGUUGAGGCGUACAUCAGUAAUGUGCUAGAAGAGAAGUUCGGCCCAGCCUCUGGAUUCGGGUGGCAACUUCAAGUUAUUCGUGGCGGGUUCACUCGUGUCAUUGGUAUUGACCAGCUUAGUAGUGUUGGGAUCACUGAGGCAGACCUGGUAGAAAGCAUUUGUGGAAGCAAUGGUGGCCCUGGCGAUGAUUUUGUCAUUAAUGAAGUCUUCCGAGUGGCCGCUGAUACGGACUUCACGGGUUGUCGGGCGUUGAUGAAUGCGUUCUGGCAAACGGUGAACAGCUUCGAACCCCAGCUAAAGCGGAAGUUUAUCAAGUUCGUGACCGGUGUGGAUACUCUACCCUUGCCAGGAACUGAGUUCCUACGAAUCGAGAUGCCGUUCACAGCGAUUUCGUCAGAUGAUCACAAAAAAUGUGCGCAGAUGCUCCCUCAGGCACAUACUUGUGAUAACAUGCUUGAGUUGCCUAAUUACUGGAAGGCACUCUGCUGGAGAGAGAAACACGACGAGAAGGAACCAAAUAGCAAGCUGGAAGAAGAGCUGGUGCUUUUGUUAAGCAAGAAGCUGCGCGAUGCGGUGGAGUACUCGAGCGGAUACGGACUCGACGGCACGUCAGAUGUCGGGGGUGUCCGCGCUGACAAGUCUAAAGACUACGCCGAUCAGUUGGCAAAGGAGGAAAGUUAUGACUCGCUGGGUCUGCCUGCUUUGGCAGAAGGCGGUAAUGCCGCCGACUUGCCCUUUGAAGACACGCCACCGUCACCUCCGAGAUCAGACCACGACGAGGCCGAGCAAGACGAGGCAGCUAAACCAGCUGACGAACUAGAGGCCAAGCCAGCAGAUUCAUCCGAAACGGCCAUGUCGCCUCGUCCAGAGGACUCCUACGACGACGACUAUGACGACUGGGAAGAAGAAUCCAUGGCGUGA